Molecule: messenger RNA, 325 nt
Organism: Racocetra fulgida
Lineage: Eukaryota; Fungi; Glomeromycota; Glomeromycetes; Diversisporales; Gigasporaceae
Source: the annotation of a GenBank genome assembly
AUGGAAAUUGCUUCAAUAUCUUCAACAGUUGCGAAUACAAAAAAUUUAAUAUCGCAGGUAAAAGAAAUAAAUCGAACGAUCCCUCCGCAAAAUAAAGCAAGCCAAAUAAAAAAGAAAUCAAUUAAUCAGCCCACAGCAGAACCAAAAUUAACUGCAGAAAAAAGGCGAGGAAGAAAAAGGAAGAACCUUGACGAAACUAUAUUAUCUUCAGCAAAUAUAAGUCCUGAAAUUAAAAUGGAGUCGCUAAAAAGAAGAAAAACCGUCAAUAAACCUAGAAUUAAACCUAAAGCAACAGAAAUAUUAAGUCACAUUGAUGAUUUGGCUU